Messenger RNA from Vitis vinifera (wine grape), 1112 nucleotides. RefSeq lists its product as uncharacterized. The record is from RefSeq and is a predicted model, not a curated record. The transcript has 9 exons. Lineage: Eukaryota; Viridiplantae; Streptophyta; Magnoliopsida; Vitales; Vitaceae. The coding region runs from base 148 to 762 and encodes 204 amino acids. Gene Ontology annotation, molecular function: nucleoside triphosphate diphosphatase activity.
UGUAGAUAACAAUAAAGUCCUUCCUGGCAAAUAUACAAAAUUUGGCGUCCUGUUUUCAAAUUCGGCGAAUGGACCCACUAUUUACACGCGCACGCAGCUUUAUCGGACAGGUGUACCGGAGAAAGAGGAGCGCCGAAAGAAAGAGAUAUGGCUUCCAAGCGAUCCUCAUUCAAGAUAAUAUUGGGCUCGUCGUCAGUGGCUCGUCGGCGGAUUCUAGCGGAAAUGGGAUAUGAAUUCACAAUUGUGACUGCAGACAUAGAUGAGAAAGGUAUCAGGAAGGAAACGCCGGAGGAGUUAGUCAUGGCUCUUGCUGAGGCCAAGGCAGAUGCCAUCUUAUCAAAGCUUCAAAUUAAGGAUUAUUUAGCGGAGGAUUUGCCUCCAACACUGUUAAUUACAGCAGACACAGUGGUGGAGUAUAAAGGAACAAUUAGAGAAAAGCCGUCCAGUGAGGAAGAAGCACGCGAAUUUGUCAAAGGCUAUUCUGGCAGUCAUGGAGGAGUUGUAGGAUCUGUACUUGUAACCAACCUUAAGACGGGAACCAGAAAAGGAGGAUGGGAAAGAGCAGAGGUUUAUUUUUAUGACAUUCCAGACGAAGUCAUUGAUAACAUGAUUGAGGAGGGGAUCUCUUUAAAUGUCGCUGGGGGUUUAAUGCUCGAACAUCCACUAACGUUGCCUUUUGUCGAAUCUGUGGUUGGGAGCACUGAUUGUGUGAUGGGACUUCCGAAAGCUUUAACAGAAUCCCUCAUCCAGGAAGCCCUCUAGCAGCUGUAAUCGUUUCACCAUCAUUUUGAUUGAACCAGAAAACAACUGGAGAUGAGUCUAUGAACUCAAAAUUUUGAACCAUCGCUUUGAAAUUACCAGCAGACUGGCCAUUACAUACACCUGCAAGUUAAUUCUGUCUAGCCCAUGUUUCUUGUUUACAUUGAAUUAGAUCACAACUGAUUCAAUCAUCAACUUCAUAAAAAACAAACAGUUUUGAUGAUGUUCUUUGACGACUCCCACAUCCAAGGAGCUCAUAAGAUUCAAAAUAUGCUAGUCAAUUCAUGGAGCACUGUGAAUCUGGUGCACCAUAUUAUGAAGUUGUGAUAAUGCAUGAGUUGCUUUCAUAAGAA